GUGGUUGGAAUAAAAAAAAAAUAAAAAAAAAUAAAAAGUCAGAAAACACAGACGCAGCCACUUUUAUAAUUCGAAUCCAACCUCCCUCUUGGUAUUCAUUUCCUUCCCUUUGCCUUCAAAAUCAGCAGAAUCUCUAAAGUUUUAGCACAUCCAAACACAAUAAAAUCGAUCGCUCUGCUGAGAAACAAAGUCACCAAGUAACCCGAUAUACACCUCCAUCAGGGACUGAGUCUAGCGAAAGGUCCUUCUAUUAAGGGGCCAUUCAAGGGUAUUGGUACAAAAGAAAGUACCAAUUUUUACAAAAGCGCAUAGACAAAGAAAAAUAGAAUCAUGGCUUUUAGUGGAAUGCUUUUUCCACAACUGCAGUUACUUGGGUUGAUAAUUUUAGCAGCAACAGCAGCAUCUCAACCAAAUUCGAACUGCAUACAGAAUUGUGGAUCACUUAACAUCCCCUACCCAUUUGGAACACAGGAGGGCUGUUACCUUGAAGAGUCUUUUCUCAUCAUUUGUAACGACACUUUCAACCCUCCAAUGCCUUUUCUGGGCAAUGGUAAUCUACAAGUUCUCAACAUCUCGCUGGACGGUGAACUGCAAGUCUCAACAUUCGUAGCACGUGAUUGCUACAACAAGUCAGGGCUUGAUUACAGCAACAGUUAUUCCCAGCUUACGUCUCCAAAUUUUCCUAUCUCACACGAGAGGAACAUGUUCACAGCCAUUGGUUGUGACACUCUGGCGCUUAUUGGAAAUAUAGAUGGAAAGAACUAUACGACUGGAUGCCUAUCACUCUGUGACAACAUUGAAAGUGUAGAUAGCGGGUCUUGCUCUGGCAUUGGCUGCUGCCAGACUUCUAUCCCUAAAGGUGUAACAGAUUUUAUUGUGGUUUUGUCGAGCAUUGACAACCACUCCAAUGUACUCGAAUUCAAUCCUUGUGAUAUCGGUUUUGUAGUGGAAGAAAAUGCAUACAACUUUUCCUCUUUAGAUCUUACAAAUUUUAAGAAUGAUACCGUUCCAGUGGUGCUUGAUUGGGCAGUUGGGAAUGAGACAUGCCUAGAUGCUCGAAGAAAUUCAACAAGCUAUGCAUGUAAAGCAGAAAAUAGUACAUGUUAUGAAUCCAACAACAGGCCUGGAUAUCGUUGCAAUUGCUCCUCUGGCUUUCAAGGAAACCCAUACCUCCUCGAUGGUUGCUAUGAUAUUAAUGAGUGCGAAAAUUCAAACCCCUGUGAUAAAGAAUGCCAUAACAUUCCUGGGAGUUUCUAUUGCAAUUGUCCGAAGGGCUAUGAAGGCGAUGGGUUCAAAAACGGAACUGGUUGCGGUGCUAAAGUGAGCCAAUCCAACCUAAUCAUUAUUGCACUAGGUAUCAGUGUUGGCCUUUUAGUAUUACUUGUGGGAGGUUCAUUGAUAUAUUGGGGACUGAAAAAAAGAAAGCUCAUCAAGCUCAAAGAAAAAUUCUUCCAACAAAAUGGGGGCUUACUACUCCAACAGAAACUAUCUAGUCACAGCGGCUCUAUGGAGACAGCCAGAAUUUAUAGUGCAGAAGAGCUUGAAAUAGCCACCAACAACUAUGAUGAGAAGAGAGUCCUUGGCCAUGGAGGCUAUGGAACAGUUUACAGAGGAAUAUUACCAGAUGACAAAGUGAUUGCUAUUAAGAAGUCUAAAAUUGGUAGUCAGAGCCAGGUUGAACAAUUCGUAAAUGAGAUAACUGUGCUUACUCAAAUUAUCCAUCGGAAUGUGGUUAAGCUAUUAGGUUGUUGUCUGGAAACAGAAGUACCCUUACUAGUUUAUGAAUUCAUCACAAACGGGACUCUUUCUGAGCACAUUCAUGAUAAUGGUCGGUCAUUAUUACUUUCAUGGGAAAAGCGUUUGAAGAUUGCAACAGAAACUGCAGGAGCACUUGCAUACUUGCAUUCUGCAACUUCUGUGCCAAUCAUACACAGAGAUGUUAAAACUGCAAAUAUAUUAUUAGAUGAUAACUUCACAGCAAAAGUGUCUGACUUUGGAGCCUCUAGGUUGAUUCCUCUUGAUAAAACAGAAUUAAACACACUGGUGCAAGGAACUUUCGGAUACAUGGACCCAGAAUACUUCCAUACUAGUCAGCUAACAGAAAAAAGUGAUGUCUACAGUUUUGGUGUUGUUUUGGCAGAGCUUCUGACUGGUAGGAUGGCACUUUCUUUCGAUAUGCCAGAAAGUGACAGAAAUCUAGCAAAGUACUUUGUUUCUGCAAUAAAAGAUGACCGCCUACUUCAAAUUCUUGAGGAUAACAUUGUCAAUGAGGGUAAUAUUAAGCUACUAAAGGAAGUUGCUAAUAUUGCAAAAAGGUGCUUAAAUGUGAGAGGCGAGGAUAGGCCUCCUAUGAAGGAAGUGGCAAUGGAACUAGAGGGCUUGGUUAUCAUGGAAAAACAUCCUUGGGGAAAUGCUAAUGUCUAUACAGAAGAGACUGAGUACUUGCUCAGUGCACCUACUCAAUCAUUCAACAUUGAUGUUGACACAAAUUGUUCCACCAGUAUAGGGUACGAUAGCAUGAUAAACCAAGUAUUGAAACCUUUAGAUGGCGGGAGAUAAUUAGUUAGUCCGCCAUAGUAUUCUUGCAUCAAUUAAGACUAAAUUAUUGAUAUAUCUAUUAUGUGUCUGUAAUCAUUUUACAUUAAAUGAUAGAAUUGGGGGUGUGAUUGAACUUAUCUAUGACAUUAUAUUUGAAUAUGUAGAUUGGUUUGUUUUGUGUA
Molecule: messenger RNA, 2720 nt
Organism: Quercus lobata
Lineage: Eukaryota; Viridiplantae; Streptophyta; Magnoliopsida; Fagales; Fagaceae
Product: putative wall-associated receptor kinase-like 16
Exons: 3
Coding region: 331-2559 (742 amino acids)
Biological process (GO): protein phosphorylation; cell surface receptor signaling pathway
Cellular component (GO): plasma membrane
Molecular function (GO): protein serine/threonine kinase activity; ATP binding; polysaccharide binding
Source: RefSeq, a predicted model, not a curated record